CUAACUCCAUACAAACUGUCACGGCUUCCCUCAGCACACGCGCUCUAUUGUCUAUCGAGCGUCCCCCUGCACCUUCAUCCUAGUGCCAUUAUGGACUUUGACGAACGUUACGAUAUUCUCCAUGAAGUUCAGAAAGAUCGCUGGGUCAGCGAGGUCGCUGCGAUGCGUGAGAGGGGAGAACUGGCCCGUUGGGUUUCGACGUACCAUAAAUACCGGCUGCCCUGCGCCACGGAUGGCACCGUCAAGUUCAUCAAUGGCGGCUACAACCUUAGCCAGAAACUGAACUUCACCAACGGGGACAUCUGGCUCGUCCGCUUCGCCCAGAAGGGCGUCGUCUGCGAUUACCUGGCGGAUGAGAAGGUUGCUAUGGAGGUGGAGGCGCUCAUGCGCAUUCGUCAAGAGACUGACGUCCCCGUACCCAAGGUUCACGGCUGGGGUACUGCCGCCGACAACCCUCUUGGCCUCGGCCCGUUCAUUAUUAUGGACUUCAUAGAGGGCGUCAGUCUGGAAAGCUUGUGGAAGGAGAGGCCCGAGAAGAGGCUUAUACGAAGCGACAUCGCCGAAGCCGACAUCGAGUACAUCUACCGGCAGUUCGCCCGAAUCCAGCUCAUGUUGUUUCAACUCAACUUUGAGCGCAUCGGCAGCCUCCCGACACCACUCACCAAUUUCGUAGCGCCGAUACGCCCGCUCACCUUUAAAAUCCAUGAUAUCCUUCAGAUGGGUGGAGUCAACACGUUCGGGAAACGAAGCGAAGGCUUCGAGUCUACUAAUGACUUCUUCGACCACGUGUGCAUGCAGGACUGGGAACAGCUCUCCCAGCAAGCCAACUCAGUCUGUGGCCUGUGGGACGCCAAGAACAAGCUUGCCUCCUUCAACGCUCUGCGCACCAUAGUGCGCGACUUUGUCCACCCGGACACCGCAAAGGGCCCCUUCAAGCUCGUCUCAGAGGACUUCGGGCUCUCGAACAUACUCGUCAGAACCGAGGACGAUUUGACUAUUGUGGGCGUUGUCGACCUUGAGUGGUCCUACGCCGGCCCUGCCCAGCUGGCCGCCUCGCCGUGGUGGUUACUUAACUCUCGGCUGAACCUCUAUGACCUUGAGUUUGAGGCAGAGGCAGGAGCAUCUGCUGUGAUCCUCGAUCGAUAUCUCAAGCACCUAGAGAUCUACAAACGUGUGCUUGGGGAAGAGGAGGAGCGCAUGUCUGACAUCCAUGACAAGGAAAUGUCUUCGCUGAUCGAAUGGUCUGAGAGCUCGGGCGCUCUAUGGUUCCAUAUGCUACUCCACUCGGGUUUCAACUACGUGAGUAGCAUUCCGUUUGCCCAGGUGAGGAAGCAUAUUGGAGACAGGAGGUGGGAUAAGCUCAAGAGUACCUUUCCCUUCGACUCCCUCGAGGUCCUCGCAACGAGUAAAGCCCAACAGACGGAAGAAUAUGAAAGAUCUCUGGAACAGGUGGAAGAUCUCAAGACCAAGGUGGACGCCAACGAGAUGGACAUGGACGAAUUUAUUGCGACAGCAAGCACCCUUCUUGUCACGAGAGUUGCGUGCCCAGUGGCAGAUCGAAUGUGCCAGAAACCCGUAAAGUUUAUGACUAUCUCUUCGAACACAUUGGUGAUCUCCGAGCCCUUACUACAUACCGUCCAGGGUAAAUCAAGCGCGGUGUGUAGUAUUGCAUUGGAAAGAAGAGAUUCGUGGAAGCUUCAAUGUCUACAGCCCUGUUGCCGUGACAAGACAGGGUAGACAGCCAAAUACGACAGUGCGCAUUAAACUGUUGGCAUUGUAAUGUUCCUCGUUGUGAAGGUUCGUUGCUUUGAAACUCUAUUCAUGCAUGUUACGAGCUGCGCCUGGAGACACGCGUCACAUCAGGCGCUCGAGCUGUCAAUCUCAACCUGGCGCGUUGAAAAGAGUAUCGCGCGGCAAAGGCGGAUUCUCAAACAGAGAGUGCCGUAGUACUAAAUAUUAAAGAGAUUUUAUAUAUAUAUAUGUAUCUCUUAUAUUAUAAUAUUAGACUCUAUUAAUUAUCUUUAAUAACUUAUAGAGGC
Pseudovirgaria hyperparasitica is the source of this 2039-nucleotide messenger RNA. Its product is annotated as phosphotransferase enzyme family protein. The transcript is spliced from 4 exons. The record is from RefSeq and is a predicted model, not a curated record. Bases 91 to 1737 code for a protein of 548 amino acids. NCBI's taxonomy places the organism in Eukaryota, Fungi, Ascomycota, Dothideomycetes, Acrospermales, Acrospermaceae.